This is a messenger RNA of Caenorhabditis angaria, 6541 nucleotides long. NCBI's taxonomy places the organism in Eukaryota, Metazoa, Nematoda, Chromadorea, Rhabditida, Rhabditidae. The record is from the annotation of a GenBank genome assembly.
AUGGAUGAAGAAUCGUCGUCCUCGAGUUCAUCUAACUCCUCAACUUCUUCGUAUACCGGUGAAGAAGAGGAAGAGGAUUCGAGAAGUAGUUUCACAAUUUCGUCGAUUAAUUCGUGUAAUUCGAGCUGUGAUAGAGAAGAAGAAGAGGCGGAAAGACGCGGAAAUGCGGAAGAGGAAGAGGGAUUUCCGCUAACUAGCCAAUCACUUACACCUCAACCGAAUGUGGGUUGAAAUUAUUGAAAAUAACUGAUUUUUUUUCAAAUAAUUUUUCACUGUUUCAAAAAUAUUUGAUAAUUUUUGAAUUUUUUUUUUUGAAACUUGAUAUCUUGCUACAAAAUUCCAAUACAUCGAAUCCAAAAAAAUCAAAAAUUUAGUUGAAAUAUUUUUCACUGUUUCAGAAAAAAUAUAUUUUUUCUGAGGUUUCUAUGAAAAAUUUGCUUAUCUCUUCGAGAAGAAUUCACUGUUUCAAAAAAAUAUAUCGAUUUUCUGAGAUUUCUGAAAUUUUGCUCAUUUUAUGCAUGUAUAGCCACGUGGAUUUCGAAAUCUUAAAAAUAUUUUUCACUGUUUCAAAAAUUUCUCAAAUUUUCUGAGGUUUUUGUGAAAAUUGAUCCGUUCUUUUCACCCAUGCAGAAAAAAUUCACUGUUUCAAAAAUUUUUAUAAAUUUUUCUCGGGAUUUUGAAAAUGAUCCAAAGACAAAAAAUCCUCGUAUCUACAGUACCCAUUCAAAAAAAAGUCGCUAAUUGUGGGAAAAUCACUAUACGAAAAGAGAGAGCCCCAAUUAUAAUUUUCAGUCAGUCUCAAAAAAAAAAAUGAAUUUUGUUCAGAACACGGCAUGUUUGGACGAUUUCGAUCGAAUAAAAACAUUGGGAACCGGCUCAUUUGGACGUGUCAUGUUGGUCAAACACAAGUCAACCGGCAAUUUUUAUGCGAUGAAAAUUCUUGAUAAGCAAAAAGGUGAGCGUUUUUCAGCAACAAUCUGAAAUAUGUUUCAGUGACUGAAAAGUGAGAGGCUAGAAAAAUUGAAUAGAAGUUUUGAAACAGUGAAUUUUUCAAUUCACUGUUUCAGAAAAAUUAGAUUAAUUUCAAAAUUUUUAUUUUUUCAUUGCUUGAUAAAAAAUUUUGCUGACGUGAGCUUGAAUAUUAUAAUUACCGAAACGAGCUAAUUUUGAAAAAUAAAUAAAUUUUUGAAACAGUAAAUUUUUCCAGUCACAUAAAAUUCACUGUUUCAAAAAUUAUUCAUUUUUUUUAGAUAAUGCUGCACACAUAAUAUGUAGAGGACUGGGUUUGAAGGAAAAAAAAUUUUUGAAACAGUGAAAAAAUGUUCACUCUUCAAAAAUUUUGAAAUAAAUUUCAAUUCGUAAAAUUCACAGAGCAACAAUUUUGAGGGCUAACUAAUUUUCUAAAAUUUUUGAAACAGUGAAUUUUUUCUCAUAAAAAAAUUGGCUACAAAAUCCACUUUUGAAAUUAUUUUUCAAGAUGAAAAAUAUUCACUGUUUCAAAAAAUAUUUAUUUAAAAAAUAAUUACUUCUGAGGUAAUAAAAAGUGGUAAAACAAAAAAUAAUUCAAAAAAUUCUGAAACAGCGAAAAAAUCCCAAAUUUAAUUGUAGGUCGUAAAACUCAAAAAAAGUUUUUUCAAGAAAUUUUGAGACAGUGAAUUUUCAAACUCAAAAAAAAAUCACUGUUUCAAAAAAUAUUUAUUUACAAAUUUUUAACAUCAGAAUAUUGAUUCUAGAAUUAAAGAGGAGUGCGAAAUAAAAUGAGCCUAACUUAUUUUUAAUUCCAAAUUUUAUUAAUUUCAGGUGGUAAAACUGAAGCAAGUGGAGCACACAUUAAACGAAAAACGCAUUCUUCAAGCCAUCGAUUUUCCAUUCUUGGUAAAUAUGACAUAUUCAUUCAAAGACAACUCGAAUUUAUAUAUGGUUUUGGAGUUCAUCUCAGGCGGUGAAAUGUUUUCGCAUUUGCGUCGAAUCGGUCGCUUCUCUGAGCCACAUUCGCGUUUUUAUGCCGCACAAAUUGUUUUAGCUUUCGAAUAUUUGCAUUCGUUGGAUUUGAUUUAUCGAGAUUUGAAGCCCGAGAAUCUUUUGAUUGAUUCAACUGGUUAUUUGAAGGUGAGUCACAAAAUCACAUUUUUGCUGAUGUUUAUUUAUUUGCAAAUCUGUUUUUUUUGUUGCCUAAUCCAUCAAUUAGUUAAUAGGAUUAUUUCUUGUCAACAUUAAAAUUGAGUUUUCGUAUUAAAUGCUAGAUUGUAGCUUUUCUCGUAUUUUUAAGUUAAAAUUUUUCAAAACAAGAAAAAAUAGGUUCAAGGCGCACACCAUUUUUCGCAAAGGUCUCACCGCGAACAAGCUCGUGUAGUUCUCCCGGACAAAUUUUGAAGGUUUUCAGCCUGUAAGGUUGAUAUUAAGCUUCACAAGGCCCGUAGAAGUGCACACUAGUGUGUAAAUAUGUUGGGUCUCACCACGAAGUAGGAUUUUGUGUAGUUCUCUUGGAGAACAACUCAUUUUCAGGCGGGAAACUUGAAUUUUUGUGAAAAUGAUAGAUUUUUUCAUUUCUAGGCUUAAAAAUCAUCGAUUCUUGCCAAUUUCACAUCAAAAUUUCCCCAAUUCCAUUUUUCCAGAUCACCGAUUUCGGUUUCGCAAAACGUGUAAAAGGCCGAACGUGGACAUUGUGCGGAACACCCGAAUAUUUGGCACCCGAAAUCAUUCUCUCAAAAGGCUACAAUAAAGCGGUCGAUUGGUGGGCAUUGGGUGUAUUGAUUUAUGAAAUGGCCGCCGGUUAUCCACCAUUUUUCGCCGAUCAACCAAUUCAAAUUUAUGAGAAGAUUGUGUCCGGAAAAGUGGGUUUUUAAAGGCGCAUGCUAAAUCUCUGUUAGGUCUCACAGCGACCGCAGUUUUGUGUAGUUCUCUCGGACAAAUCAUUUAUGCAGAUUUCUAAGAAUUUCAUGCGAAAAAAUAUUGUAAAUUUAAAGCAACACCCUCGUAUAAUAGGCACUUUCUUGAAAAAAGCCCAAAUGUUCUCAAAUCUUAGAUUUAGCUUAGUUUUACUGUUUUCUAGUUCGAAGAAAAAAUUCAAAACGUUUCGAUAAGUAGUCGCCGAAAUAUGGAAGCCCAUUGAAAAACUGAAAAAACUCAAAUUCAAACAACGCGGGCUAGCGUCAACGCGGAGUCUCGUUGUUUUCUUUUUUAUUUUUUUGCAAAUUUUUUUCCAUUUUUUCGGAAAAUGACAAUUUGCAUGGAAAAAACUGUUUUCUGGGUAUGAAAAAAAUAAACUGAAGAGGUAUGAGCACUAAGAUUCAAUAUUUCAGACGAAAACUGAUUUUUUCAAUGGAAAUUGUGUUUUUUUAGUUUUUGACCGGAAAAUGCAAUAUAAAACGGAAAUAUCAUUGUCAAAAAUGAAAGUAGAGAUAGUUAAGGAUGUUCAGAAAUCAUUGUUAUAAUUUAUUUCAUUGUUUUCGGUGAAACAAUUCACUUUUUCUUGAAAAAAAGUUGAAAGGGGUACUGUAGCACACAAUUGUCGUCACAGUGUUUGCACAAAUUUCAUGAAAUUGCGGAUCUGCACAAUCUGCAGGCGAUUUUCAAAAAAAAAUAAUUUUUUCUCUCAAAAGUGGUCAAACUUGAUCGUUUUUAAGUAUUUCUUUUUCAUAUUGCUUGUGAGCAUAGCUGGAUAGGUUAAUUUUAUAUAUUUUCGUGUCUGAAAGCAUUUCGCAAUGGCCUUAUUAUACGAGGGUGUUGCUUUAAAGGCGCAAGCUUGUAGAUAAAGCGUAGGUCUCAUCACGACCAAUGUUCCGUGUAGUUCUCUUGGAGAACAUGAAUUUUCCCCCGAAAAUCACAAAUUUUCGACAUUUUAAUGUGAAAAAACUCUUAAAGGCGCAUGCUAAAUCAAGCUUGGGUCCCACCACGAUUCGCUGUUUGUGUAGUUCUUUUGGAGGAAAUGAAUUUCCCCCCGAAAAUUACAAAUUUUCGACAUUUUCAUGUGAAAAAACACUUAAAGGCGCAAGCUAAAUCAAGCUUAGGUCUCAUCACGACCAAUGUUUCGUGUAGUUCUCUUGGAGAAAAUGAAUUCCCCUCCCCCCCCAAAAUGCAAUAAAAUCAUUUGUUUUGCAGGUCAAAUUCCCAUCUCAUUUCUCAAAUGAGCUCAAAGAUUUGCUGAAAAACUUGCUGCAAGUCGAUUUGACGAAACGAUUCGGAAACUUGAAAAAUGGCGUGGCCGACAUCAAAAAUCACAAAUGGUUCGGAUCGACGGAUUGGAUUGCGAUCUAUCAGAGAAAAGUGAGUUUUUUUUCGGGGAAAGAGGCGGGAAUUUUCGAGGAGUAAGCAUGGUUUGAUUUGAUUUUGCAUGACACGUUGUGAUUUUUGGUUUUUUCUUUUGGAAGUUUGCCUUUUGGUGGCUUUUUUUGGGUGUCGUUUUGUGAAGGAUUUUUUUACACUUCAUUUUGAUAAAAAAAAUGAACUACAAAGUUUUUGGAGAAUUUUUGAAACAGUGAUUUUUUGUGGAAAAACAUUCACAAAAAUUCACUGUUUCAAAAAUUUAUUAUUAAUUUUCCCAAGCAUAAAUCUUUAGUGAACGUCUUGGACGAUCUCAAUAUCUCUAAAUUUUCAAAAAUUAAAUAAUUCAUCUAAUUUUCCCUAUAAAGUUUAGAAUUAAUUUUUGAGAAUCAAUUUUGGACACCGUUAGUUAUCAAAAUUUUCAAAAUCUUCCCAGAAUUUAUAGGAUUUUUGAAACAGUGAGAUUUUUUUGAAAAUUUUUGGAACUUAAAAUUGUGAGAAAAUUCACUGUUUCAAAAAUAUUAUAAUUUUUCAACCUUUAAUUGACAAUGAUUAUUUUUUAAAUCUAUCACAAAAUCCAUAAAAAAUUGAAUUUCCAAAAAAAUUCACUGUUUCAAAAAUUUCUUAUAAUUUUUUGUCUGAUCUAAAAUUUUCAAUAGCAAUUUUCGCGAUGAUUGAAAUUUUAAUGAAAGCUCAAAAUUCCAGAAAAUGUACUGUUUCAAAAGAAUUACCGAUAGUAAAAAAUGAUUUCAACUUAAUGGGUUUGAAAAAGAUACUCUAGAAAAAUUCACUGUUUCAAAAAUUUCUCAAAUUUUUGGAGAAAAACUUUUUCCAACAGUCCAUAUAUCUUAUAAAUUCUGAAAAAUCUCGAAUCGACACCCAAAACUACAGCCAUCAAAAAACUUUAAAUUUACAGUAGAUUUCUAUAUUUAUAAUUUCUCUAUAAUUUUCUAUCCAAAAAACCUUCUUAUUUUCCUUGCUUUCAAACAGAUAACACCAGCCUCAUUUUCACGAGGCGAUUCAACUGGUCGAUUAUUCGAAGCACUUUAUCCACGUGUCGAAGGACCAGCAGAUACACGUCAUUUUGUUGAAGAAGUCACUGAACCUACGGAAUUUAUUAUUUCUGAUAUAUCACAUCAUGCUGAUUUAUUUGCCGAUUUUUGAGUGAAGAAAAGCAUGUAUUUUAUUGUUGUUAUGAUUUUUUGAAGUGAUUGUGGUUUGUUUUUUUUCUAUCCUUUUCUUCUUUUACUUAAUAGUUUCUCCUUAUUUAACUGCACCGCAUUUUUUCGGUUUUUAGAGAAUUUUUGGGACCAAAAUUUGGGAAAAAAAUUUGAAAAUUCAAAAAUAUUUGGCUCGCAAAUUCUGAAAUUUUAGGUUAAAUUUCAGCUGUGAUUAAUCAAUUUUCAUAAUUUUUGGACAAAAAUUCAUAAAAUUUUUGAAACAGUGAAAUUGUUUUUGAGAAAAAAUUAAAAUUUCUGGAAAUUUUCAGUUCCAAAAUUUCUUAAAUUUCAAGUUCAAUUUAACAUAUGAGACAAUUUUAUCAAUUUUCACAAUUUUCGACGAAAAUUCACGAAAAUCUUGAAACAGUGAGAUUUUUUAAAGAAAAAAAGAAUAAUUUUUGCAUUUAAAAACUCUGGAGCUCGAAAAUUCUGAACAUUUUGAGCUUCAAAAUUUCUUAAAUUUCAAGUUAAAUAGAAACAUGUUAUCAAUUUUCACAAUUUUCGACGAAAAUUCAUCAAAUUUUUGAAACAGUGAAAUUUUUUUGUUUCUAAAAAUUCAGAAUUUUCAUUCAAAAAUCAGUAGAAUAAAAAUUGAUCUCAAAAUUUUUGCUCGAAAAUUAUUUUCGGAUUCUAAAAAAAAUUUUCCUGGUCUUAAAACUUAAGGAUCCCUAAUUUUUAACCUAAAAAUUCUGAAGCUUGAAAAUUUUGAAAUUUUAUGGCUGUUAUAUCAAAUUUGUAAUCAAGUUUUCAUAAUUUUUGGAGAAAAAUUCAUCAAUUUUUUGAAACAGCGAGAUUUUUUUAUUGAAAAAUUUUCCCGAAAAUAUUUUUUAUAUCACAAAUUUCAAUGUUAAAAGGUUUCCCCACCCUAAAAAUAUCACUUUAAGGCCCAAAAAAUGCCCCCAAAAGCCCCAAAUUAUCUUCAAAAUUUGCAGAUCGAAGCGCCAUUCCUUCCAAAAUGCCGUGGACCCGGUGAUGCCUCAAAUUUCGACGAUUACGAAGAAGAACCGCUACGUAUUUCGGGAACUGAAAAAUGUGCAAAAGAAUUUGCCGAAUUCUAA